Hyaloscypha bicolor E is the source of this 1216-nucleotide messenger RNA. RefSeq names its product BCNT-domain-containing protein. NCBI's taxonomy places the organism in Eukaryota, Fungi, Ascomycota, Leotiomycetes, Helotiales, Hyaloscyphaceae. The record is from RefSeq and is a predicted model, not a curated record. The transcript has 2 exons. The coding region runs from base 37 to 1110 and encodes 357 amino acids.
CAACCUCACUCCAUCCCACAACCACAACCCCUCAUCAUGCCGCCAGAAAUCGUUCCCUCGGACUCAGACUACGCUUCUGAAGAAGAUUCCGACUUCGCGCCCGAUACCGCACCCGCUCCAGAAGUGGAAUCCUCCGACUCGGAAUCAGAGGCCGACGAACCGACCUCGAAAGCGCAAGCAAAGCCCAAGAAUAAGAAGCGGAAGAGGGGUGACGAGGAAGAGGCAGAGGAUGUAGGAUUUGAGAACUCUGGGGAUGAGGCGGUUAUAAAGGAGUAUGAAGCACCGAAGAGGAAGAAGGGGAAGAAGAGCCGGGCGGUAGAGCUGGAAGAUGAAGGUGGUGAGGGAGGUUUCGUGAAAACGAGGAGCAUGAGGGCUGUGGAGAGUGUCGAGAAAAAGAAGAAGUUAGUAGACACAACGGCCGCAACAGUCGAUGUCGAUGCAGUCUGGAACGCCAUGAUAUCUGGGAAACCUCUUCCACAAGUUUCCGAGCCUGUGGCCUCCAUAGAAGCACCACCCCUCAAAUCACCUCUAAACCCGACCACGAAACGCAACUCGCUCGCGCAAGAAUCUAGGAAGGAUACAAGGUCCCCGAGUACCUUGAACGAUGGCCCUGAUUCGAUGAUAAUGAUAAAGCGAACAUACACAUUUGCCGGGAAAGUUCACACUGAACAAAAGCUCGUAGCAAGAAAUUCCGCCGAAGCAAAGCUGUAUCUUGCCUCCCUCCCCGAAAACGCGCCUCCCGCCCCUCCAGCAGAAGAAGAACCCUCGCCAUUCACCAAACCCAAACGCCUGGUAAAGAAAGCCCGACGUUCUAUAUUUGAGCCUGUGCCCCUAGAAGGCUGGCCAAAGAGAUAUGAUCUGCAUUUCGGGGAGAGGAAGGAGAGUGAUGUUAAGCUAAGUGAGUUGGGCAGGGAUAAGGGGAAGAAGCUGAAUACGGUGGAGAAGAGCGCGAUGGAUUGGGCGGGCUUUGUGGAUAAGGAAGGCAUUAAGGAUGAGUUGGAUGCUGCUGGGAAGAGUAAGGCGAGUUACAAGGCGAGGCAGGAGUUCUUGGCCAGGGUACAACAGAAGAAGGAGGAGGAUGAGAGGAGGGCUAGGGGGUUGCCUGUUUGAGGUUUGGAGGUGGGAGCUGAUGUUUUUGACCAAUGGGAUGAGGCAAGAGUGCGAAGUAUAUACCCUUCUCUGAUAAUGAAGCACGAAUUGGUAAAACAGAGAGCAG